AUUUCCGGUUUCGAUAAGUUUCUGAUAUUUUUUUGGAUGGAAAUAUUAGGAUACACAGAAACCAUGAAACUCUGAAGGGUUAUAUUAUUCAAUAUAUGAGCACGAUCUCAUCUGCAAUUUCCAAAUGAGCUUUUAUAUGCAUUGGUAAAUGUAUAGAUUAAGGAUGAGAUGAGUAAUUGUUUAUCAUUAAGAAGACAUAAUGUAUGUAUGGUAUCAGAUUUCUUCUUCCCAAACAUGGGAGGAGUGGAAAGUCACAUCUAUCAGCUGUCUCAGUGUCUGUUGGAGAAAGGUCACAAGGUCAUUAUCAUGACACAUUUCUAUGGUGACCGAAAAGGAGUAAGAUACCUCACAAAUGGUUUAAAGGUUUAUUAUUUGCCAUUUCCAGCCUUUUAUAAUCAAUGUAUACUACCAACCAUAUAUAUCACAUUUCCUUUGGUGAGGAACAUUCUCAUCAAGGAACAAAUCACCAUAGUACAUGGCCAUUCUGCAUUUUCCACAUUAGCCCACGAGACGAUGUUCCAUGCGAGGACCAUGGGACUGAAGACGGUAUUUACAGACCAUUCUUUGUUUGGAUUUGCUGAUGCCAGUUCAAUACUCACAAAUAAAAUUCUGCAGUUUUCAUUGGCUGAUUGUAAUCAUGUGAUAUGUGUUUCCCACACAAGUAAAGAGAAUACAGUGUUAAGAGCAGGACUUGAUCCAAAAGAAGUUUCUGUAAUACCAAAUGCUGUUGAUGCAACUAUGUUUGUGCCAGAUCCUAGCAAACGACAUCCUGGCAAAAUAACAAUAGUUGUAGUUAGUAGACUAGUAUACAGAAAAGGAAUGGAUUUGCUGGCAGGAAUUAUCCCUGAUGUUUGCCAAACUCACCCGGAUGUACAGUUUAUUAUAGGUGGAGAUGGUCCUAAGAGAAUUUUAUUAGAGGAAGUUAGAGAGAAACAUGAGUUACAUGAUAGAGUCAUACUGCUUGGCAUGUUAGAGCACAGAAAAGUCAGGGAUGUUUUAGUACAGGGAGAUAUCUUAAUCAACACUUCACUGACAGAAGCUUUCUGUAUUGCUAUUGUAGAGGCAGCAUGUUGUGGUUUGCAGGUUGUGAGUACUAAAGUAGGAGGAGUACCGGAAGUAUUACCACCAGACCUUAUAUACCUUGCUGAACCAAAUGAUCAAAGUUUAAGAGAAGAAUUAGAGAGAGCUAUAGCUGACAAAAGGGCAGGAAAGAAUGUUCCUCCAUUUGUAGCACAUAAUAGAAUAAAAUUACUAUACACAUGGAGAGAUGUGGCACAUAGAACAGAGAGAGUUUACAAAAGGGUGGCAGAUUUAGUGGAGAGAGAAACCAAAGAGAGAUUAUCUAGAUACUAUAGUUGUGGACCUCUGUCUGGAAAGCUGUUUGUUAUAGCUGCAGUAUUAAAUAUCUGGUUCAUGUGUUUCCUACAGAUCUUUCAGCCUAGUCAGAAAAUAGAAAUUGCUCCGGAACUACAAAGAUCACAUAUUUUGAAGAGAAAUGCAAACCAGAAAACUUCAAAAGAAGAACAAAGGUCACAAAAACGAACAUUAUUAGAAAAUGAAGACAAUUUAACAAAUGGGACCUCAUCAAAAAUUUUAAGACGAUCAAAUCGCAAGAGAACAAAAUCAAAAGAAGAAGUUUGAUGUUUAUCUGUGAUAGAUUUGUUUUUAUAUUAUUUUAAUUAAUAAUUCUUACAUAUGUUAUUGAUAAUAUAGUAGUAUGAAUUUAAACAUUGUAAUUUAAAUAGCAUUUUCAACAGUACUGAUAGUAUAGCAGUAUGAAUUUAAAACAUUGUAAUUUGAAUAGCCUUUUUAACAGUGCUGAUAGUAUAGUAGUAUGAAUUUAAAAAAUUGUAAUUUAAAUAGCAUUUUCAACAGUACUGAUAGUAUAGUAGUAUGAAUUUAAAACAUUGUAAUUUAAAUAGCAUUUUCAACAGUACUGAUAGUAUAGCAGUAUGAAUUUAAAACAUUGUAAUUUAAAUAGCAUUUUCAACAGUAUUGAUAAUAUAGUAGUAUGAAUUUAAAACAUUGUAAUUUAAAUAGCAUUUUCAACAGUACUGAUAGUAUAGCAGUAUGAAUUUAAAACAUUGUAAUUUAAAUAGCAUUUUCAACGGGUGCUUGUUAUGUCACAAACACAAGAGUCCUUUUAUAUUAAUCAAAAGACAAAUGCAUUUAACUUAAGGCUAACAUUAGUAUCGAGACAUUGAUAGCUAUACAUUUUAUAACUGGAAUUUACAAAAAAUGUUAACUGACUUUAUAACAUCUGUAAUUAUAUAUAGUAAUUCAAAUACACUGGGUCUGAUGAAUACAUCUCCAUUAAUAGACAAAAUUAUUAUUGUUGUU
Molecule: messenger RNA, 2340 nt
Organism: Mytilus trossulus (common blue mussel)
Lineage: Eukaryota; Metazoa; Mollusca; Bivalvia; Mytilida; Mytilidae
Product: phosphatidylinositol N-acetylglucosaminyltransferase subunit A-like
Exons: 13
Coding region: 169-1641 (490 amino acids)
Biological process (GO): GPI anchor biosynthetic process
Cellular component (GO): glycosylphosphatidylinositol-N-acetylglucosaminyltransferase (GPI-GnT) complex
Molecular function (GO): phosphatidylinositol N-acetylglucosaminyltransferase activity
Source: RefSeq, a predicted model, not a curated record